AUGAAAUUGUACAGCAGGAUUUUUUGCCUGUGCUGGUUUCGGCUCGCGAGCGCUGCGACUGCUCUUCCUGCUGUAAAGAACGAAACAUGUCCCCGAUCAGGAGGUUUGGUUUUCUUGCAGAAGACACCUUCCCUCCGUCGACUCAUGACCCUGACUGGGAUGGAUCGCGUCUUCGCUUCGACCUCUGGCUUUGAGUGGAUGCCGGUUGAUGGCGGCGUAAAUCGGGCUUGUCGUGGAAAGUCAGCUGGAGACAACUUGGCUUCAUACUUCACUGUGCAACAGGGGCUGGCCGACCUCAGUGCUUGCCAACAGCUUUGCGAGAGCACAGAAGGCUGCAAAGGCGUGGAAUACCACAGCUCUGGAAGAUGUGAGAUUUGGACUCGAGAGGGCGGGAUCGAGGCUAGCAUCAGCUUGGAUGGAUAUUCGUGUUACAGCUACGAGAUUUCUGAUUUCAUUGAAGUUGGUGCUGGCAUUGAUCGUGCCUGCCGUGGAGAGACUGUUGAAGAUGAUUCUUCAAGCCACAAGACGGUGCAAACAGUUACCUCCCUCAGCCAAUGCAAGCAGCUAUGCAGAAACACUGCUACUUGUACAGGCAUCGAAUUCAGCGGCUCUCGCUGUGAAGUGUGGUCGCAUGAUAUUAAAGCUUCCAUUGCAGCACCGGGAGUUUUGUGCAUGAAGCUGGAGUUCACCAAGAUUGAUGGAGACAAUCGGGCUUGUCGAGGAUCAAGCACAUCAGACAACAACCCUCAAAACUACAUCAUUGCUUCAGGUGCAGCAUCAGAGGCUGAAUGUAAAGAUGCAUGCAGGAUGCAG
Molecule: messenger RNA, 813 nt
Organism: Symbiodinium necroappetens
Lineage: Eukaryota; Dinophyceae; Suessiales; Symbiodiniaceae
Source: the annotation of a GenBank genome assembly